AUAUUUUUUCGUCGAAAUCUUUGCUCAAUUCAUUGGACGAACGUUUUCACUUGAUUUCAGUACAAAAUGGCUUCAUUCUUGGCACGUACGAGCGGUCCCAUACUUGAAUCCGUUAGGCCAGCGACGGUUAAGAAGAUUCUUGGCCUUGCCCCUGUCGCCGUCCAACAGCUGAGAAACCUCAACGUACAGGAACAUGUCUCCUACAGUCUCCUCAACGAAAGCAAAAUCCCAACACCACGAUUUGCUGUUGCCAAGAACGGCAAAGAAGCGCACGAUAUUGCCACCAAGCUCAAGACAGACAACCUGGUGCUGAAGGCCCAGGUCCUGGCUGGCGGACGAGGCAAGGGAACCUUCAAAAACGGCCUUAAAGGUGGUGUGCGUGUGGUCUACGAUCCCAAGACAGCUGAGGAGAUCUCCGCCAAGAUGAUUGAUCAGUUGCUGAUCACCAAGCAGACGGGUGCUGCUGGACGAAUGUGCAAAAAGGUUAUGGUUGCCGAGAGGAAGUUCCCACGUCGUGAGUUCUACUUUGCCGUCAUGAUGGAGCGGGCUUUCAAUGGCCCCGUCUUGAUCGCUUCUAAGGAGGGCGGUGUGGACAUUGAGGAGGUGGCUGCCACCAGCCCCGAGGCCAUUCUGUAUGAGCCCAUCGACAUUGCCACUGGCCUGACCUGCGAGCAGGCUCAGAAAAUCAUCCAAAAGGUCGGCCUCGGCGGCGAGGGCGAGGAGCAGCAUGUCGAGAUGCUCCUGAACCUCUACAAACUGUUUGUCAACAAGGAUGCCCUUCUGGUUGAAAUCAAUCCUUAUGCUGAGGACGCCCUGUCUGGCUGCUUCUUUGCUUUGGACGCUAAGCUGCGAUUCGACGACAAUGCCGAGUUCCGUCAGAAGGAGCUGUUUGCGCUGCGCGAUUGGACCCAGGAGGACCCCAAGGAAGUCGAGGCUGCCAAAUACAAUCUGAACUACAUUGCUUUGGAUGGAACUAUCGGCUGCAUGGUGAACGGUGCCGGUUUGGCCAUGGCCACCAUGGACAUCAUUAAGUUGUACGGUGGCGAACCCGCCAAUUUCCUGGAUGUUGGUGGUGGUGCUACGGCCGAGGCUGUAAAGGCUGCCUUCAAGAUCAUCACCUCGGAUCCCAAGGUGCUCUGCAUUUUGGUCAACAUUUUCGGUGGCAUUAUGCGUUGCGAUGUCAUUGCCGAGGGCAUUAUUUCAGCCACCAAGGAUCUGAAUCUGAACAUGCCUGUGGUUGUGCGUUUGCAGGGAACCAAAGUAAAGGAGGCCCGUGAACUGAUCCGCACCUCUGGCUUGAAGAUUUUGGCUCGUGAUGAUUUGGACAAGGCUGCCGAUCUGGCCGUCCAUCUGGCGCAGAUCGUCAAGCUGGCCCGCGAAAUGAAAAUGGAUGUCAACUUCGAGAUUCCCGACAACCAAAAGGAGAAGGGUGGCAAGUCUGGAGGUGGUAAGGAUGGGAAGAAAUGUGAAAAGGGAGACGCCAAGAAAAAGGAUGAUAAAAAGGAUUGCACGCAAAAGGAAGAGAAAAAGAAGAAGCCCAAAAAGGAUGUUUGCGAAAAGAAGGAGGCCAAGAAGGAUGAUUCCAAGGGCAAGAAGUAGUAUUCUCCAUAUUAAGCCAAAAUCUGAACAAAAUGGGAUGGGCUACUGCACCCCAGAUGAAGCCAUAAUAAAAAUUCCAAAUCCAUGACUAUAUCGAA
Drosophila bipectinata is the source of this 1697-nucleotide messenger RNA. The record is from RefSeq and is a predicted model, not a curated record. Lineage: Eukaryota; Metazoa; Arthropoda; Insecta; Diptera; Drosophilidae.